UGUACUGAACACUUCUUGACCGACCUCAAGAUGGCGAGCGCCGAAACGAGUACGAUGCCACAAGCGAAUGUCUACCCAUCACAAUUUCCAGCUCCGUCUCACUCGACCUCAGGGCUCAUCAACAAUGUCCUCACGACAGCCACAUCCAUUGCAUUCUCAGACAAAAUUGUCAUCACAUUAUCACAAGCUGGAAGGCUAUCACACUGGACUCAUGUAUCGCUUGCAUCAGCUUCCGCGGACCCAAUGAACCCCAACCCAAUCUCGAGUGGAGACCCGGAGAACGAUUUGCUUCCCAUGAGCCAUUUGACCGCAACAACUGUGCUCGGCGGCACAAAGCGUGAAGACGAAAUUGUGAGACAGACACUGGCCACAACUAUCGCCAGUGCAAUUUUGAUGAAGCGGCCGAGCGAAUCCAGAUUGCUUGUCUUGGGACUUGGGUUCGAGAACGCAGUGGGCACUUUGACUGAGCGGGCACUGUUCGACGAGGCUGUUGGUCUCGUGUUAGAAGUUUUGUGAGCUCAACGGGCCAAUCCGACAAAGUCUCAGUUCAGGCUACGAUCUGUGAACGAAGCAGCUGGCCCGAGUGGGUUGAACAUGCAGCUCUGACUAACAGUCAGUGGCUCCUGUCUUAUGGACCUCCGCUGUCAGCCGGUAGCUACUGCUCCCAGUUUGAACCGGUCGCCUUAAAGAUACCACCAACCACAGGGCCAAAGGACUCGAAAAGAGAGGCGU
This is a messenger RNA of Cercospora beticola, 732 nucleotides long. RefSeq lists its product as uncharacterized. NCBI's taxonomy places the organism in Eukaryota, Fungi, Ascomycota, Dothideomycetes, Mycosphaerellales, Mycosphaerellaceae. The record is from RefSeq and is a predicted model, not a curated record. Gene Ontology annotation, biological process: proteasome assembly.